AUGGCGAAGCUGCUCGAGCACAUUCACCGCCUCAGCUUUUGGCUCGUGGGUGGAACGCACACGGAGCCCCCUGCCAUCCCAAUCCCGUCCAAGUUCCGACCGCUCGCGGAGGAAGUCGUCCUCUUUCUGAACCUUCGUGGCAAGUUGCCGAGUGACUGGACCCGCGCACAGAUCAUGAGCUACGUGGACGACUCCGUGAGCGACCGGGAGCUCCAGGCGCACGUGAUGGCUCACCUGCGCGACACGGCUGGCGUCCACUUUGACUCCAAGUUGAACCCGUCUGCCCCGCAGCCGAUGUAUCUUGGCCAGAUGACGAUGGCGACGACCUGGGGCACUGAGACGACUACCUCCGCUGUCGGGGAUGCCGAGGCGGACUUGUGA
Molecule: messenger RNA, 381 nt
Organism: Besnoitia besnoiti
Lineage: Eukaryota; Apicomplexa; Conoidasida; Eucoccidiorida; Sarcocystidae
Exons: 3
Coding region: 1-381 (126 amino acids)
Source: RefSeq, a predicted model, not a curated record